Cataglyphis hispanica is the source of this 1215-nucleotide messenger RNA. RefSeq lists its product as uncharacterized. The coding region runs from base 1 to 1215 and encodes 404 amino acids. NCBI's taxonomy places the organism in Eukaryota, Metazoa, Arthropoda, Insecta, Hymenoptera, Formicidae. The record is from RefSeq and is a predicted model, not a curated record. The transcript has a single exon.
AUGAGCGACAUCUUGAGCAUCGCCGGAGAACCGAUCUUCGACUAUCGCAUCGUCAAGAUCGAGACUCACACGUACAAUCGUUACGCCAAUACCACGUUUGGAUAUAGCGACGAGAUACGAAUUCCCAUACAACAGCAGGAUUUCUACACGUUACCGUGCGAAAGUUUCCUCUACGUCGAGGGUAGACUCGAGUCGAAGGGAUCGUCGGAUGCGGAGGGGGAGAGCUCGGCGAGACUAGUGAACAAUUGCGUCGCGUUUAUGUUCGAGGAGAUUCGCUACGAGCUCGAUGGAGUGGAGAUCGAUCGAAACAGAAACGUCGGAAUAACGAGCACGAUCAAAAAUUACGCGUCGCUGACGGUCGAGAGAAGCAGUAUAUUGCAGAACGCUGGAUGGGACUUCGCGGCGAAGAGUCGUUUGGUCGACGAUUUUAACUUCUGCGUACCUCUUAGUGUGUUGCUAGGUUUCUGCGAAGAUUACAAGCGCGUCGUGAUUAACGCGCGACACGAACUCAUCUUAAUACGAGCGCGCAACGAUCACAAUUGUCUCGCUGUAUCGCUCGAAUCGCACGAAUCUAAGAUUCUUCUAUUGAAGAUACAAUGGCGAAUGCCUCAUGUAGUGUUAAAUGAUAUUAAAUUAGCGCUAUUGCGUACAUUAGAUAGCGGAAGAUAUCUGAGCGUCGCUUUUCGCUCGUGGGAUCUCUACGAGUUUCCGCUUUUGCAGAGCACGACCAAACACUCAUGGGCGGUCAAAGCGGCGACGCAGCUCGAGAAACCGCGAUACGUUAUCUUCGCGCUGCAAUCCGGAAGGAAGAACGUUCUGCCUCAGGAUUCCUCUAUAUUCGACGAUUGCAAACUGACUAACGUCAAACUGUAUCUUAAUUCGAAUUUUUAUCCCUACAACGAUAUGAAUCUGAAUUUUGAAAAGAGUAAAAUCGCCGUGCUAUACGACAUGUAUUCGAAGUUUCGAAAAAUGUACUACGGACGCGAUAAAGACGAGGCGCUCUUUAAUCUAGUCAAAUUUAAAACGUUCGGUCCGAUAGUAGUCAUCGAUUGUUCUCGGCAGAACGAAUCGAUCAAGAGCGCCACCGUAGACGUUCGUAUAGAGUUCGAUUGCAAAGAAAACGUUCCCUCUAAUACCACAGCCUACUGUCUUAUCAUUCACGAUCGUGUGGUCGAGUAUAAUCCACUCACCAACGUCGUGCGCAGAAUCGUAUAG